Messenger RNA from Vicia villosa (hairy vetch), 1413 nucleotides. RefSeq lists its product as uncharacterized. The record is from RefSeq and is a predicted model, not a curated record. The transcript is spliced from 2 exons. Lineage: Eukaryota; Viridiplantae; Streptophyta; Magnoliopsida; Fabales; Fabaceae. Bases 1 to 1413 code for a protein of 470 amino acids.
AUGUCCUUAAAUUUUGUCCAACCGAAGAAUAUACUUGCCACAUUGAAAAGGAACGAACCCGACAACAUAUCAAAUAUAAGGCAAGUGUAUAAUCAACGGUACUGCAAUAAAAAGGCGAGUAGGGGAGAUAGGAGCGAGAUGCAACAUUUGUUGAAAAUGUUGGAUGAUAACAAAUACGUGGUGCUGUACAGAAAUUUCGAUGAUGAGGUUACGGUCCGAGAUAUUUUUUGGACUCAUCCGGAUUCCAUGAAGUUGUUCAACACUUUCUCGACAGUGCUCCUUCUCGAUUCUACCUACAAGCCCAACAAGUAUCAACUCCCAUCAUUCGAGAUGGUCGGUGUUACAUCCACCAAAAAGACAUUUGCCGUUGGUUUUGAUUUAUUGGAGUGUGAAAACGAGGAAAAUUUUAGGUGGGCCUUGGAGGUUAAACCCGCUGUGGGGACGAAACAAAUAGCAACCGAAGGUGGGAAAGUGGUGAAACCCGGAGUGAUUGUUGACCAAAUAAUGGAUGCAUGGGCUUGUAUUGCAAGUUCGUCGAUAAAAGAAUUGUUUGCCAAUGCCGUAUUGCAAUUUCAGAAAAUAUGUGAAAAAUAUCCUGAUUUAUUGAAAUACAUUGAAAGCACCGUUCUUGACAAAGUGAAGGAGAAGUUUGUUUGUGCGUGGAUUGAUAAGGUCCGACACCUUGGGAAUACAACCACCAAUAAAGUUGAAUCGACACAUUGGUUGUGUGAUAGCAAGGGUGAUUUGUGCAAGGCACGAGACACCAUAAAUCACAUGAUUUUGAACCAACACAACGAAAUACAAACCUCGCUCGGUCAGAGCAUUACGAUUUUGGAGCAUCGAUUUAAGAACAACAUCCUUUACUCUCAAUUGAUCGGCAAUGUGUUUCGGGCUGGAUUGAAUUAUAUCUUUUACGAGGCGAAACAAGGUGAAACAAUUGGUGGCAAUAGCGCAAAGUGUGGUUGCACUAUUACUAUCACGUAUGGUCUUCCGUGUGCUUGUGCUAUUGCUGAAAAAGUGAGAUUAGGUCAGCCAAUAACAAUGAAUGAAAUCAUUCCUCAUUGGAAGAAACUUACUUUUGAUGAUGAUGGUUGUGUCGAAGAAGAUUCAAAUAUCUCUAUAAUUUCUGAAUUAGAGGCGAUACAAGAGAGGUUUUCGAAGGCCGGUGACAACACGAAAUUAUACAUCAAAGAACAAUUGCGGAGGAUUGGAUUUCUCGAAACAGUCGACAUGAAACCGUUGUCUCAACCCGUUAAGACAAAGGGUGCUCCGAAGAAAGUGAAGUCUACGCCAAAUGACAAUCGACAACACAGUCUCCUUCAUAUUGUGAGCACGUUGACAAACGCUUUCCCGACUCACCUACUCCGAAAUCGCAAAAAUCUCAAAAGAGUGCAAACAAGGGAGCUCGCAUAA